UCAAUUUUUUUCUUUUUUUAUUAUUUCAAUUUUCUCCAAACCUACACAUACUGAAACGAGACUUUUCAGUUUUCACUGCAUUUCCGUUGGCUUCGUUAUGCGACUGUGAGCUCAGAUUAUGACUAAGGAUAAUUAUUUAUUGGACUAGGAGGAGUUCACAAGGUGCGCCAAACUGAACUGAUUUUCCAUUGAGAUAUUGCUGCACUACAAGCCAAGAAUGAGCUUACUUUUAAGAAUAAGACAUUAUUUACCCAAGGGUUUAUGUAGACAACCUCUUCAUCCAACAGUAGUGCGGCUUAACGCUAGUAACUUAAAUGUAUUUUCAAGACAUUUUGGUCAACCUGCGAGGAAAGAGGAGGAGGAUGAUGUAGAGGAAGUGGAAAUUGAUCAAAAAUGUCUCCCAGCUGAUUUUGAUCCUGCUACAUUUGAUCCCAAUGAUCAUCGAGGCCCUCCAUCAGAGAGAGUUUUCAGGCUUAUUGAUGAGAUUGCUUCUCUUACGGUAGCUGAAGCUGGAGAAUUGGGUCUCAUUCUCAUGAAGAAAAUGGGAGUGAAGGAGAUGCCUAAUGUGGGAUUUAUGAAAGCAGGAGCUGGAAAUUUGGCUGGAAUGGCAGCAAAAGCACCAACAGCAGCCAAGGAGGAGCAAAAGCUAGAAAAAACUGUGUUUGAAUUGAAACUGGAGUCCUAUGAAGCGGCUUCCAAAAUUAAAAUCAUCAAGGAGGUCCGGGGCUUUACUGAUUUAGGUUUGAAGGAAGCAAAGGAUUUAGUGGAAAAAACACCUUCUGUUAUAAAGAAAGGUAUUUCAAAGGAAGAAGGGGAGCAGAUAAUAGAGAAAUUGAAAGCUCUUGGUGCAAAGGUUGUUAUGGAAUGAAGUGAUGUAUGUUGUUUCUUCCAGCUUUCAAUAUUUUAGUUGUCUGAAAUUUAAAAAAUUUCAGAUCGUUGGCAAGUAUACUGCAAAUUUUGCUAGUGCUUACAUUGUGUGUUAAUUUUUUAGCAUAAACUGGAAUUUGAUUUUAUGCAGGUUUGCAACAUUAUUCAUUAUUUCCCUCUCAAUGGAAUAAAAGUAUUAUUCCUACAGACGA
Glycine soja is the source of this 1079-nucleotide messenger RNA. Its product is annotated as 50S ribosomal protein L7/L12-like. Gene Ontology annotation, molecular function: structural constituent of ribosome. The record is from RefSeq and is a predicted model, not a curated record. The coding region runs from base 218 to 868 and encodes 216 amino acids. The transcript has 2 exons. Gene Ontology annotation, biological process: translation. Gene Ontology annotation, cellular component: ribosome. NCBI's taxonomy places the organism in Eukaryota, Viridiplantae, Streptophyta, Magnoliopsida, Fabales, Fabaceae.